UUUGUUUUGAUAUGGCGGCAGGCUUCGAAACUUUUCUCUGCGAUGUUUUCAUAGCGUAUGCUUUUUGUUCCAGUCGCACCGCUCUUCACCUAUGUCACAGCGAGACCUGCAGGAGACAGCGCGGUCAUCAUGUCAUCUCCAGCCGGGCUCCAGCACUCGCAGGCAGACUUCCUGGCCAGGUGGAUGCCAAGUAGCACUAGAGCCGGGGUGAUCCUUAACCCCCGCCCGGACUUGUCUGGCUCCAUGCGCCACAUCUCUGCCGUGGGAUCUCCUCCUCCUCCUCCUCUUGAGCCGGACGAUUCGUUUGCCUCCGACUUCGCUCCUCUGCCAGCCUCGGCAGACAGCAGCUGUGUCGGUGUGGAUGGAUCUGCACGGUCAGCUGGUGGACAGAGAACUGGGGCUGACGGGCCAGUGAACGGUCUGUCGCCUGGGCCUCAGAGGAACACAAAUGGAGAGUCGGACUGUUUGGAUGAGAUGGCAAAUACAUCACAAGAUUUGCCCCUAAGGAUGAAGCUAGAACAGUUGAGAAAAUGGCAGCAGCAAAUGCAGGAGCAGCUAAAAGCCCAUCAGUUGGAGGAGCUGCUUCGCCUGCAGGAGGAGCAGCAGAGGCUGCUGGGGAUAAUGAACGGAUCCCCGGACUGCACAGAAGGGACCCCGUACAACCCCACUUUACAGUGCCGUAGAGCUCAACAGGGCGCCACCUGUGGACAGGAACCAGAGCUGUCAUCAGCAGGGAGACACAUGGAGCCACAAAGAGGUCAACACUAUGAAGAGGUGGACAGUGAGGAAGAGGGAUCAUGGAACUCCAGAGAAGAUGAUGAGGAACAGAGUGUGGAUUUAAGCCAAUUUCAUGAGCACGAUGACACCUUAAUACAGAGGAAAGGCGUUUUUGUGAAUGAAAAAACCUCAGUAAAAGAAGAUACAGCAUUUCAUGAAAGACCUAUACAGCCCGGUAUCGGGGGUCAGAAGAAGACGUUUGAGGAGUUGUUGGAGGAGCAGCUGAGGCUGGAGGAGCAGAGGCUGAAAUCUGCACAGCAACAGCAGGGUCGAGUAGGAUCUGAAGCUGCACAGGCCCCUCCCAAGAGAGCCUUUCUGAAGCGAGGCGAGGGGCUCUCGAGAUUUACCAACAAUCGCAAACCAAAAACAGCAGUGAAAAAUGACCCCAGACCACAACCACAGGCCAGAGUUCUCCCCCGCAGCAACUCUGAACCUACAGCUUUACAGAGAGGGGUCUCUAAUGGUGUGCAGCGGUUUCCUGUCCAGCGUAAAACUGCCACACUCAACAAGGAGAACCGACUGAAAGGUGUCAGCCCCCCACCUCAGGAUACCAAGUUUGAAAGUAAGACAGCCUGGACCAAGGUUUUGGGUAGUCAUCAAAGACAGAACACAGAUGCAGCACAAUCUAUUCAAAGUGACCCCGAGGGUAAAGGAACCAAACUACCUCAACUGGAGCAAGUAAAGGAGCAGAAUAACAAAAAAGAGGGUCUGUCAUAUCAAGCUUUGAGGAACGCUGGUCACAACAUGCUGCCGAACCCUGUAACCAAACAGGUGGGCACGAUGAGAGGGACAGAGAGAGCUGAAAGUGACGCAGACAGAGAGAAAAGUUGUGGUUCAAGAGUGGAAUCAGCAGGAGGAGAAGUUCCUCGGGAUUCGUUUGAGCUGUCGUUCCAGGAGAAGCUCCAGCGCUGGGAUUGUGACCUGCAGGUGGAGAACAUGGAGCUGGGAGAGUUUGAGCUACUGGAGCAAGCAGCCGAGGAGCUUUCCUUCUCGUCCAACUCCUCCUUUGUCCUGAAGGUCCUUCAGAUGGACCAGCUGCAGGCUGCCAGGAGUCUCCCCCCACGACGGCUCUCCUCCACCCCCAUCAAGUCCCCUCCCAAAGUAUCACCUCGGAGAUGCACUAGUGUUGGCAGCAGUGCUGGUGUGGUAGUCCGAAGCGGUACCGUGAACCCAGAAGUGUUUAUGAUGAAGAUCAGAGACAAUACACUCAUGAACAGAGUGAGCGUUGAGGAAAAGACGGAACUGGACGCUGGACGGGAAGACAACCACGAGAUCUCAGAUGUUUCAUCCUGUGGCGGCUCUGAGUUUGAGUACCAGGAAGUAGCAGGCAAACCUCCUGCAUUUCCCAGCACCCUUAGCUUCCCUGCACAGUCUAACCUGCCGUACGACAAGCAUUCAUAUCAGGACGAGGAGAGCUGCAGAGACUCAGCGUCUGAUGUGACACAGGUCGAUGAUGCUGAGAGUGACAGCUUCCUCAGCAAUGCGGACGAGUCCACUCUGUUAGAGGACAAAGACGGGCAGCAGGGUCGAGUCGUGUUUGACGACAAUGACACCUGGAACGACCUGGAGCACACCGCAGUCUGCUCAGCCAAUGACGGCAGACUAAGUCCAGUUACCAAGGCAACAGUGAAUACAGUUUCACCUCCAGAGCGGACUCUGCAGAGGAAGGUGGCAGUGAGUGAAGUUGUGGAGGUGGAUAAAGGUGCAGUUAUCAGGUCAGCCAAUCAGGAGCCUCCCCCUGCCUCCCAGCUCAUGACUCGGCUGUUCCCCUCGCUGAAGCCAAAGACCCAGAAUGCACCGCUCCCUCCUCCACCUCCUUCUGCUGCUUCCGAGUCGAAAAAGGCAGAGGAGGACACAGGCCAGCAGGUGCAGUCCAGACAGCUGAGGGAGAGACUGGUGGAGCUGGAGAUCGAGAUCGAGAGAUUUAAGAAGGAGAACUCUGCGCUGACCAAACUCAGACAAGAGAACGAGAAAGACCAGGAAAAUCUCAGGAAAGAGCGUCUGGAGUUUGAGAAGACCAAGGUGGAGGAGCUGGCCAAGUUUGAGGAGCACAAGAGAGAGGAGAACAGAAAGCUGCAGAAGGAGCGCAAACUUUUUGAGAAGCACGCGCUGGCUGCCAGAGCGAUCCCCGACAAGAAGGAACGAGAAGAAAUCCAGGUGUUGAGGCAGCAGCUGAUCUCCCUGCAGGAGGAGCUGAGGGGGAGGGAGAGCCGCUGGGCCUCCACACACGGCCGACUGCGACAGCAAAUCGACUCCCUGAACAAAGAUAACGACUCUCUCCGGGAUGAGGUGCGCAUGUUGGAAAAGCUCCGCUUCACCGCCUUGAAGAAAAGCCCGGUCAAUGCAGAGAAGGACAAGGGAUGUAACGACGGUCCUAAGAUGUUUGACAGCAACGUUUCAUCUGUGCCCAAAGGAGUGAAAUUCGCUAGUCCUCUCGACUCCAGAGGAAGCAGCAGCAUCAGUCCUCCACAGAGCAGUACGGCUGCAGCUCCUGGAAAGACCUGCAGAGAGAGCAGUCAGGCUGCUGCAGCGAUGAAGAGCAGCCUGAGAAAACCAUCAAUACCAGCAUCCUCUUCGUCAUCAUUCUCUUCGUCAUCAUUGCCCGGCCGGAGGAAAGAAGAGAGGCCAACGCCAGCUCCCUGCAAGAGCCAGGAGAAGCUGCGACAUCAAGAAAAAUCAAACACCUCUCCGGACACAGAAUUCCUGCCAGAAGAACCCGAGUCCAGUGAGAUGAAAGAGCCAGAAUCAGCUCGAGAGGUUAUCACACACCCUGAUGGGAAGAUUGAGAAAGUUCUGGCGAGUGGAGAUCGUCUCAUUUCUUUCCCCAACGGGACGAAGAAGGAGGUUUCAGCCGACGGGCUGACGGUCAAAGUUACCUUCUUCAACGGAGACACUAAACAGGUCACAGCCGACCAGAGAGUGAUCUACUACUACGCUGAAACACAGACUACACACGUCACCUACCCAGACGGUAUCGAGGUCCUGCACUUCCCCAACAACCAGACAGAAAAGCAUUUCCCGGAUGGCCGCAAAGAAAUCACCUUCCCAGAUCAGACAAUCAAAAACCUUUUCCCCAACGGUCGAGAGGAGAGCGUGCUGACAGACGGGACCAUCAUCCAAGUCAACCCCGACGGCACCAAGGAGAUCCACUUCAACACGGGCCAGAGGGAGAUCCACACGGCCGACUACAAGAGGAGAGAGUACCCUGACGGCACGGUGAAGACCGUCUACACAGACGGCAGGCAGGAGACCAGCUACCCGACCGGACGACUCAGGAUCAAAGACAAAGACGGGAACGUCAUCGUGGACAACAGGGUGUAGGCGCUAAAGAAUACUUGAACUGCUUCAACAUUUUCUCAGACCUGAAGGAUACUCACUUUGUUAACGGGAACUCAACAGAGCACCUCAAGUGUUUCAGUGAUGAAGAGCAUGAUCUCCUACCAGACUUCAUUCACAGUCCUGUUAACCUUAAUAUUUGAAUGAGAGCUUGUUUACAUUUUCAGUAAAGGCCUGAGAAUAACGAGACGCUGGACACAAACUGUUGCCUGUGCUUGCAGAUUCAAGCUGCUUCAUAACGCUGUUUUUAAGUGUUUGUUUACAUUCCUUUGACUCUGUAAAAAUGUGAAAUACAUAUUUAUUUUCUUA
Labrus bergylta (ballan wrasse) is the source of this 4422-nucleotide messenger RNA. It is a transcript of the gene cpap, whose product is annotated as centromere protein J. The record is from RefSeq and is a predicted model, not a curated record. Gene Ontology annotation, molecular function: tubulin binding. Gene Ontology annotation, cellular component: centrosome; centriole. Lineage: Eukaryota; Metazoa; Chordata; Actinopteri; Labriformes; Labridae. Gene Ontology annotation, biological process: cilium assembly; centriole elongation.